Messenger RNA from Anguilla rostrata (American eel), 3039 nucleotides. It is a transcript of the gene tnfsf10, whose product is annotated as TNF superfamily member 10. The record is from RefSeq and is a predicted model, not a curated record. Gene Ontology annotation, cellular component: membrane. The coding region runs from base 71 to 967 and encodes 298 amino acids. Lineage: Eukaryota; Metazoa; Chordata; Actinopteri; Anguilliformes; Anguillidae. Gene Ontology annotation, molecular function: tumor necrosis factor receptor binding. Gene Ontology annotation, biological process: immune response. The transcript has 5 exons.
UUCAUAUGUGCAACUUGCAUGCGCUCUGCAGCAGCCUUUGUCUGGGACGUUGCGGAGUGCAACAGUCAGCAUGACGGGCUCGUAUUCACUGCAAUGCUUGGGGCUCAUUCUUCUCGCAGCAAUCCUCCUGCAAACAAUUGCAGUUGCGGUAACUUUCAUUUACUUCAGCAACGUGUUGACAACGAUGAAAGAGACGUUUUCCAAGAGCAGCAUUUCGUGUCUGAUGCGCGCAAAUAUAAAAGGCAAAGGUUUGGACUUGAACGCAGACGAUGGAAAAGACGACCCCUGCUGGCAAGUUACCCAGCAACUCCAUUUCCUCAUCGAAAAGACUAUGUCAAACUGCCAUGAGAAAGAAAUCUCCUCUGCGGUCAAAGAUGAAGUGUCACGAGUUUUGCCAUCCCUGACUACGGAGGACAAAGAGGCCCCGCCUCGUCCCGAGAUCGCUGCUCACGUCACCGGCACUUUCUUUUCAGGAGCAACCCAGUCAGCGGAGGAUCCGACCAGCAAGAGGGUCCUGGGCCAGAAGAUCCAGUCAUGGGAGUCGGAGAAAGGCCUGGCCUUCCUGCACAAUGUCAAAAUGACCAAUGGGGAACUGGUGGUCCCUCAAGCUGGCCUCUACUACAUCUACUCCCAGACCUACUUCCGGCACACCCUGCCCCUGGGGGAUGGUGAGGAAGAGUACACAGAUGGGGCAGAGGAUAUUGAGGGGAGCGCCGUGAGGGGCAAGCAGAUGCUGCAGUACAUCUACAAGAAGGUGGGCUCCUACCCCAUCCCCAUCUUGCUGAUGAAGAACGCCAGGACCACCUGCUGGUCGCGGAGCGCCGAGUACGGCCUGUACUCCAUCUACCAGGCCGGGGUCUUCCAGCUGACCGCCGGUGACAGGGUGUUUGUGUCAGUCAGCAACGCCACCACAGUGGACAUGGAUGAGAAGUCCAGCUUCUUUGGUGCCUUCUUGGUAAGCCAGUGAGCUGGUCACUGCAGCCAAGGUAGUGGUGCAUCUAGACAAGCCAUGCAGCUUGUCCUCAUUCUGCUUUCUUCCUAGAACUUUGGCACACCUUAGUCUAAGGGGAUUAUAGCAGACUGGCACAAGGAUGAGAGCAUGGGGAGUACACUGCCUGCCCCCCCCCCCCCCCUUCCCACAAAGUCACUUUGUUCUGUCAGCCAAUGAGGUUUAUUUUUUAUUACUUGCCUCAUAGUAGAAGUGAGGGGAGGGGCAUGUUAGAACCCCAUAUGAUGGAAUGUAUCUGAUUGGCCAUGGAAGGACUCUGUCCGAGGCAGUGAUAUAUUUUGGGAGGUGGUGGGAAAGAGGCAGUUCUGUUGACUCCCAACAGGAAGAUGGAUGUGAAAAUGCAGAGCAUGGACUGGUUGGAGUUCACCAGCUCUUCUGCUGUUGGGAGUGACAUAAAUAUGUGGAAGUAAUCUUGUUCUGUCUCUUCCAAGUAAAACAUUUGGUGUCUUUUUCAGUAAUUGUACAAAUGGCUUUUCAGGAACAGACAAUGAUCCCUUUUGGCUUAUUCAAUGAGCUAUCCUGUCAAAAAAUAUUUUAGUUCCAUAUAUAUAUUUCUUUUUGGCUGAGCUCAUUUUACCAUGUUGAAGUAGCAUUUUAAUUAUUGAUUUGAUAUGUUGAUUAACAGUAAUGUCUUAUGUUCAGAACAAGAUAAAACCAAAACUAGUUGUGUAUUUUUAAUAUCUUCAGUAUUCUUCCCAUUCAUAAACAAUCCCAGUUGUAAAAAUGUCUUGUAGACACCAACCUCAUGGCAUUGUGAUGGAAGCACUUGGCACUCUGCACAGGAGGUGACUCAGAAAAGGAAUGUAACAGGAACUUCCAGUGCUCAGCAUUGUGGUGGACCAAAAGACUUGUUUGGAACACCUGCUUGUGGUGUUGCAGUGGUAGACCCAAGCCUAAACAUAUUUAUUUGUAAAUACAUCACAGACUGUGAAAUGUGUUUGACUGUGAGAUUUGUUCAAUAUAUUUUCUUAUGUAAUUGUGCUUUUUUGAACAUUCUGGCUCAUCUCCAUCACAACACCACCCUAUUCCUGGACUCCAGUGAAUGUCCAGCUCCAAAUGGAUGAAAUGUAAAAUGUCAGCAAGAAAAGAUGCACAGGACAGUGGCGUUUUCUCCUCAGAGAAAUAAUGAAAAAUAAGCAGAACCAGAGAGAUGACGUAAGAACAAGGGGUGUUUUGUAAUUUGUGAGUUUUGCCGAGUUUUGUUUUCCAGCUGUUAUUCUAAAGGUUUCAAAAUAAUGCUCCAGUUUUUAAUCAUGUCUUUCAUGUAAAUGUUUCAGAAGGGAUAUUCACUUUGAAAAGUAAACAGUGUGCAGUCUAUAUACUACCAACUCCAGGUCUCCAAGUCACACAGUGUAAUGUACUAUUUCAGAUCAUGUGAGUGAGUGAGUGUGUGUGUGUGUGUGUGUGUGUGUGGGGGGGGGGGGGGGGUUAUGGUAGUGUGCAAAUGUGAUGUGAGAGGCCACCCAUUUGUUUAUUCGGUCUCCAGUCAAAUCAGCCAUUCAGUUAAAUUUUUUAGUGUCAGACAAUAAUGCAGGAAAAGCCUUCACCACUACAUAUAAUUUGAGAUAUCAGGUUUUGUCUACUCUUUCUUUUGUGCACCCUACUACCACUUUGUCUUCCAUCCGUCCAGUCAACAGACAAGUCACAGCUCUGUCUUCCCAACAAAAGUUGUUACCAAAAGUGUCAAUGAUGUUAUUUUAGAACUCUUUGCCUUCAAAAGUGACUUGUAUUCAAACAACUAAACAAACACACCAUAACUGCCUUGUAAUAAAGGCAAAGGGUGGACACACUCAAUACUAAAAGAUUAGAUAUUGUAUAUAGUUAUGGAGAUUUUUGUGGAAUUCUGUGUUUAAAAUAUGCUGUAAUAUUGUCUGACACUGCAAAAUAAAUAACUUGCACUCAAUGGCUGUUUUCACUGGAAAGUAAAUAAAAGAGGGUGUUCUCUGACUUUCUCACAGUACUAUAUAGUGUGUGUGUGUGUGUGUGUGUGUGUGUGUGCACAUGCCAAAAUAAAUAAAAGUUCAACUGCA